Messenger RNA from Mytilus trossulus (common blue mussel), 615 nucleotides. Its product is annotated as GATA zinc finger domain-containing protein 24-like. The transcript has a single exon. Bases 1 to 615 code for a protein of 204 amino acids. NCBI's taxonomy places the organism in Eukaryota, Metazoa, Mollusca, Bivalvia, Mytilida, Mytilidae. The record is from RefSeq and is a predicted model, not a curated record.
AUGAAGAAAAGAUUUGGUGAUGAUAAUCCAAUUAAUGAUUCAAAUGUUCAAGACAUCGACGACACUUCCAACCAAUCAUCUCCAGAUGUUCGCAAUACAAUGUACGAUAUCCACACAGUUAGUGGAGAUGAUACACGGUUUGGACUUUUAGACGUUACCCACGACAGUUCUAACAACAUCCUAAAUAAUGAAUAUGCGGUCGUGGUUAAGAAUAACCAAUCUGUUAAUCAGGUGGUUGAGCACAAUUGUGACAUGAAUGGAGGAAAUUCCAAUGAUCUGGUAGAAAACGAGUACAAUGGGGUUUAUCAUGUGAGGCCUCAAAGUGGAAAUAUUUCGAGCAACAGCCGAAAUAAUGAGUAUGCGGUCGUGGUAAAGAAGAGCCAAUCAAGUAAUCAGGAGGUUGAGCAGAAUUGUAGCACGAAUGGAGAAAAUUCCGACGAUAUGUUAGAGAGUGAAUAUGACAAGCUUAAUCAUGUGAGGCCUCGAAGUGGUAAAGGUUCAAACAAUUUAUAUGACAGUGCUCUCGGUUUUCGUGACGACUAUGAUGCAACAUACAAUACAACAGAUUAUAGAAGAGCUGACAAGGGAGAUGACUCUGUGUAUGAUCAUAAUUAA